Messenger RNA from Sabethes cyaneus, 2354 nucleotides. RefSeq names its product UDP-glycosyltransferase UGT5-like. Gene Ontology annotation, molecular function: UDP-glycosyltransferase activity. The transcript has 5 exons. Lineage: Eukaryota; Metazoa; Arthropoda; Insecta; Diptera; Culicidae. Bases 309 to 1871 code for a protein of 520 amino acids. The record is from RefSeq and is a predicted model, not a curated record.
AGGUGGAUUGUGAUCAUUGCGUGUAUGAGUAAAGUUCAUGGAUAUCAUCUAUUUCAUUUUCUUAUUUUGCUUUAAAAUUUGAUUUAGCAAAUAAGUACCGUAAUAACUUUAAAUUGCUGUAGAGUACGAUUUAUGAAAUGUUGAAAGUUCUGUUUGUGCUAAAGUAACUACGACUGCAAAAUAACACUAAUGAAUUAGUAAAUCAGUGGGAAUUUCGCUUAGGUGAUCGAAGAGUUCAAAGUUCAACACACUUUUUUGCUGAAAUCAUAAUCUGCAUCUUUAUAGAAGGUCCGGCGUGUGACAGGAAAAUGCAGUAUGCAACGUUGGUCGCUUUCUUGGUUGGACUAUGGACGACGGCCGGCGGGCAGCAGCGAUCGACUUAUCGCAUUCUGGGACUGUUUCCGCACCCAGGUCUUAGCCACUUCAAGGUGUUCCAACCAAUUAUGAGAGAACUGGCCCAAGCUGGUCACCAGGUGUCAGUUGCCAGCUAUUUUCCUAAUUUAGAUGAUCCGCAUCCUAACUACACGGAUUACACUUUUGAAGGACAAAAGAUUUUAACAAAUUCGUUUAGCUUAGAGCAAUUUUCUCAACGAAGCUUCUGGGACAACUUUGUGGAGUUUUACGAGUUGGCCGAAUGGGGACAUCAGUCGUGCAGUGCUGCUCUACAGUCGGCCGCACUCGAUGCAAUAUUGGAGCGUCACCGCCGCGAACCGUUCGAUUUGAUUGUGACGGAGUACUUUUCCACGGACUGCAUGCUUGGGCUUAGUCACGUGCUGCGACCUACGGGUGGGGGAGUUCCAAUUGUGGGCCUCAGUAGCUGUGCUCUAAUGCCGUGGCACUACGAACGAGUUGGUUUGCCGGAUAGUCCAGCCUACAUCCCAUCGGAAUUCAGUACAUUUUCAGAACGUAUGACUUUCUGGGAACGAUUUGAAAAUUGGAUUGUUACUCGUACCGUGAACAUCUUCUAUCACAUUGUUCAGUGGAACGAUAAUCGUUUACUUGCUGCGCGAUUUGGAGAGGGACUUCCAAGUGUUCGACAAAUAGCCAAGAACACCAGUCUGCUUUUGGUGAAUCAACAUUACACACUGAGCGGAGCAAGACCGCUAGUACCGGCUGUUGUGGAAGUUGGUGGUGUUCACAUUAGACCAAAGAAGCCGUUACCCGAGGAUAUUCAGACUAUUUUGGACAGCCAUCCUGAGGGGGUGAUAGUAAUUUCGUGGGGUUCCAUAUUAAGAGCUUCCACAUUGCCAAGCGCGAAACGAGAAGCGAUCGUGAAUGCUUUGCGACGUUUGUCUUUAACGGUUUUAUGGAAAUGGGAAGACGAUAAUAUAGGCGAUCUGCCGAAAAAUGUGAUCAUACGAAAGUGGCUUCCACAGAGGGAUGUGCUUUGUCAUCCAAACGUUCGACUGUUUUUAUCCCAUGGGGGACUUUUGGGAGUGUCUGAAGCGGUGCACUGCCAAGUGCCUAUUGUAACGACACCAAUUUAUGGCGACCAGUUCCUCAAUGCGGCCGCAUUGGUAAAUCGCAAGAUGGGUGUAACGAUGGAUUAUCACUUGAUUGAUACGGAGUAUGUAUUCCAGUGCAUACAGCAUGGCUUACAACCCGAGAUACGUCAGGCAGCGAUUGAUGUUUCACGUGCUUACCGUCACCGACCGCAAACACCAGUUGAGUUAGCCGUUUGGUCUAUUGAAAAUGUACUCAUAAAUGGUCAUCGUAAACUAGAGAAAUCCUAUGGAAGUGAGCUUUCGCUUCCCAUCUAUUAUAGUUGGGAUAUUAUAGCGGUGCUCGUUUUAAUUAUUAUUUCGGUGCUCAAGAUUGGGACUAUUGCAUUUAAAAAUUUUGGACAUCGUGUGAAGGAGAAGCAGCUGUAAUAAAAUACCUUAUAUAGUUAGUGAGUUAUAAAAAUGUUGAUUUAUAACAUUGUAACAUAUGAAAAUCAGUUUUGGGUUCAGUACCUUGAAAAACAUGGAAUUCAGCUGAAUUAUUUCAAGCAUCUAAAAACUGUUUUUUGCAGUCCUCAGAAAAAAAGAAAUCAAAAUGCACUUGCUAAAGGGGAUGUUUCUCGAGACGAAUUAUGCGAAGUACCUAGGGAACGGGAGGGUAUUUUCAGCCCAAUAAGCGAUUGAAUGUAUUUUACCGGCCUAGGCCUAGUUCUAGCGGAAGAACAGAUGAUUUUGAUGUUCUUUUAAUGAAAAACAGUAGAUUACUAACAUUUUUGAGAAAGUAGUUAUAACAUGUUGCAGUUGUAUAUCAGCAAAGUAUGAAUAAUAGCGAAAGAAAGGGAAAAUGGGCUCAAUAUAGAAACAGGCCGAAAACACCUUCCCUUACACUAGUUAUUGAACAAAAAUUCAAAA